Molecule: messenger RNA, 2191 nt
Organism: Saccoglossus kowalevskii
Lineage: Eukaryota; Metazoa; Hemichordata; Enteropneusta; Harrimaniidae
Product: fibrillin-2-like
Source: RefSeq, a predicted model, not a curated record
AUGGUAUCAAGUGUUAAGGUAAAUAGAGGGUUUACAUGUGGUAGUUGUACACUGGGUCUAACAGGAGAUGGUAUCAAGUGUUACGAUGUGGAUGAGUGUGUCGAGGGAUCACCAUGUGACCACACUUGCACUAACACACUUGAAAGUUACCAAUGUAGCUGUUAUGAAGGAUACGAACUCCAGCCUGAUGGUAAAACAUGUAUAGAUGUCAACGAAUGCGAUCAAGGUAUACACAAAUGUCAUACAGAUGCGAUAUGUACUAACACUCAAGGAAGUUAUAAUUGCACUUGUAAAACAGGAUUUUCAGGAAAUGGAUAUAACUGUACAGAUGAUGACGAGUGUUUGGUUAUACCGCCACCAUGUGACAGGAAUGCUGAGUGUGAAAAUACUCUUGGUUUCUACAAAUGCACCUGCAACUCUGGUUUUGAAGGCAGUGGUGUUGAUUGCACAGAUAUCGAUGAAUGUGAUCGUCUUAUGCAUGACUGUGAUUCAUAUCUGGAGUAUUGUAUUAACGUUCCUGGUACUUAUCAAUGCCAAUGUAUCGUUGGAUACGAAGAAACUGACGGUGUUUGUACAGAUGUAGACGAGUGUCUUGACGCUAAUGAUAACACAUGUGACGUUCAAGCCGAGUGCUUAAAUACAGAAGGGAGUUACAUAUGUCAAUGUCACAACGGAUAUGUUGGGGAUGGUCACUCCUGUACAGACACAGAUGAGUGUGCUACUGGAGAAGAUAGUUGUCACCCGAACGCACAGUGCAUCAACACCCAAGGAUCUUACACAUGCCACUGUAACGAUGGAUUCAGUGGAACCGGAAUUGAAUGUACAGACGUCGACGAAUGUGCUGACAAUAUCCAUAACUGUCAUUUGAAUGCUUACUGUACAAAUACACAAGGUUCAUAUGUAUGCACAUGUCAAAGUGGUUUUACAGGAAAUGGUGUCACGUGUUCUGACAUCAACGAGUGCUCGUUUCGUGAAAUACCUGAGUGUAACAAGGAAUUGGGUACAUGUAUAAAUACAGUUGGUAGCUACGGAUGUAAGUGUAAAACAGGGUACGAAGGAGAUGGAAUCAACUGCACAGAUAUAAACGAAUGUCUUAAUGAUACAAUAAAUGGAUGUCAACAUAACUGUACAAAUAGGAUGGGAGGUUACACGUGUUCGUGUCAUAAUGGUUACAGUCUGGACGUGAAUGGACUGACAUGCACAGACAACGAUGAGUGUUUCCUUGGUACUCAUGAUUGCACACAAGAGUGCAUCAACACUGAACCCAACAAUACUUUCACAGAUGGUUAUAUAUGUGACUGCUAUGAUGGUUUUACAAUGAUAGAUGGAAUAUGUCAACCAAACGAGAAUUGUACAGUUACUGUGUGUGUGAAUGGUAUGUGCUCUAUCAAUGGGACAAGUGAAACGUGUUACUGUAACAGUGGAUAUAAUGCUUUUAAUGAAACGUAUUGCGAUGAUAUCGAUGAAUGUGAGAUCGAUGGAGACCAUUGUGAACACAAUUGCACAAACACAGAACCUGAUUAUAUUUGUACAUGUGACGAUGGUUACAUACUGAACUCUGAUCAUCGUACCUGUACAGACGUAAAUGAGUGCCUGGGAUCGAAUGAAUGUGACAUUCAUGCCGGUUGUACCAAUACAGAAGGAUCACAUACUUGUGAAUGUCUGCCAGGAUUCACCGGUGAUGGUCGAAUAUGCACCGAUAUAGAUGAAUGUCAAAAUAGUGAAGAGACAGAAUGCCACAUUAAUGCUAACUGUAUUAAUACUGCUGGGUCUUAUCACUGUCAGUGUAAAGCGGGUUAUGUUGGAAAUGGGAUAAAUUGUCAAGAUGAGGACGAAUGUGAAUCUGAAAACGACUGUGAUACAACUUCUACAUGCAAUAACACUAUUGGUAGUUAUAUAUGUACGUGUAAUGAUGGUUACCGUGGUGAUGGAAAGACUUGCAAUGAUAUUGACGAAUGUCAGGAAAAUUUACAUAAUUGUGACAUCAAUGCCAGAUGUAAAAACAUUAAUGGAUCAUUUAUUUGUGAAUGUUUGCCUGGAUAUAGUGGAACCGGAGUAGAUUGCACAGAUAUAAAUGAGUGUUAUUUGGGAACCCAUGAAUGUCAUAAAUAUGCGUCCUGUGAAAAUAACGAAGGCUCUUAUACAUGUAAAUGUAAUGAUGGUUUUAAUGGUGCAGGACGUGAAUGUGAAG